Molecule: messenger RNA, 375 nt
Organism: Saxophila tyrrhenica
Lineage: Eukaryota; Fungi; Ascomycota; Dothideomycetes; Mycosphaerellales; Extremaceae
Exons: 2
Coding region: 1-375 (124 amino acids)
Source: RefSeq, a predicted model, not a curated record
AUGAUUGUGCAAAUCAACCCCGGGAACCGGCUCGUCAAAUCGAAGCAAGUGGAACGUCAACUGGAUGCCCUCGUCAGAAACAUCCUUGCCAAGCACGACGAGGCGGUGCGUGAGAAGCUGCAUCCGGAACAGAUUCGAACCGCGAGUACCGUGUCGAAUGACACAGAACGCAGAAGUGUCCACAAAACUUACGAAGUCGCUUUCUGUGCCUUGGAUGCUGGAAAGGAGGGCGAGAACGGCGGGUUCAUCGUCAUCCGUGCCGGGGAGGAACUGGACUUUCAAGGGCUGUGCGGGGAGGUGGGCAUGAUGGUCGAGGAAUAUCCUGGCGUGAUUCGCGGCAUCGGCCACCAGGACGGACGCUCUGUUGAACUUUGA